Messenger RNA from Manihot esculenta (cassava), 141 nucleotides. RefSeq lists its product as uncharacterized. Lineage: Eukaryota; Viridiplantae; Streptophyta; Magnoliopsida; Malpighiales; Euphorbiaceae. The coding region runs from base 1 to 141 and encodes 46 amino acids. The transcript is spliced from 2 exons. The record is from RefSeq and is a predicted model, not a curated record.
AUGACACUGGUUUUUCUAUUCAUAUCAAUUGACUCAAUUGUAGGGCUUUACCCCGAAGGGAGCCCUUCCAGAAAUUCUCGACGGCCAAGGACAAGCCUAGGCCGAAGAGGGGGUUUGGAAAUAGUUUUCAACCAGCAAUAG